Messenger RNA from Puntigrus tetrazona (Sumatra barb), 3197 nucleotides. Its product is annotated as WD repeat-containing protein 49. Lineage: Eukaryota; Metazoa; Chordata; Actinopteri; Cypriniformes; Cyprinidae. The coding region runs from base 250 to 2856 and encodes 868 amino acids. The record is from RefSeq and is a predicted model, not a curated record. Gene Ontology annotation, molecular function: protein binding; calcium ion binding. The transcript has 16 exons.
UCUGAGAGACAGCAAAAACACACCGAGCGCGAAAAUACAACCUUUUUUUUUUUUGCACGAUAUUGCGUGUUUUAUUUCUCAGCUUUGAACUGUGCAUCUCUUGUUGUUUUCAGACAUGGACUCUUUGAAACAUCAGCAGGACCCGUGGAAGGUCUAUCAGGAGGAAAGCCCCAGCAGCACUCAGCACUUCUCGGGCCGGAGCGCGGGCGUCUGUUGGCGUCGCUGCGGUCGACUCACCUGAGGUCACUGAUGCAGUCGUUCUUCAGAUCCAAACCCAACAGAAGAGCCAGAGUCUGCAUGAGUUUCGAGGAUUUCUUCUCCUCUCUGAAAGCAGCGACAGGCCGGGAUCACCAGAGAAGAGACGUGGAGGAGUUGUUCAGCGAGAUGGACAUCUCCUGCGAUGGUUGUGUAGGAUGGCAGACGUUCCACAACUUCAUCCUGCAGCAUUACAAGCAGAUCACACACUCGAUGUGGGCCUGCGAAAACAUCCCCAUCUCACAGCCUUCAAUACACCACUGUACCUACAACAAGCAAGAGCCGAUCGUGCGAGUCUUGGCGUUGAGUCAGUCUCCUCCGAUGCGGUACAUCAGCGUCAGCAAGCGAGGGACUCUUAUAGUGUGGAGCAGACACCUGAACAACAUAAAGCCUCUGGAGGUGACGCCUCAACACUCCAGACCCAGAAGGAUGCGUUCUGAGUCUGAAACCUCUCCCUCGUCUCCGCAGAUGUGCGCCGGACCCUUUAAUAAAAGGCAGCGCCGUAAGAGGUUCCAGGGCUGGACCACCGAUGCCGUCUACUUAGGGAACGUUCACAAGAUCGCCGUGGCCACCCUGAGCAAAGCCGUACACUUCUUUGACGUUACCACCGCAUGCAGUUUUGAGCAGGUUCACUUGUUCGGACUGAGUCACAUCGCCACCGCUCUGUGUUAUUGGUAUGACACAGAGGCUCCAGGAGAGAAGUGUGUGCUGAUGUGGGGCGAUGACAGAGGCUCCGUGAAUUUGCUGUGGUUUCUUCAGCCUUUCAAGGGCCUCUUUGAAAUGCCUUUUACCGACCAGACGGGCCCGGUUCAGAUCUUCAUGCCAGACAUACAUGCACACAGCACACUGGUCUCAUAUCAGCACAUCCCGAGGAUCCACGGUGAGCCCAUCAACAGAAUCCUGUACGAGCCGCACGACGAGCUCAUUAUUACUUCAUCAGAAAGUCCAGGCUGCUCUGUGGUCAUCUCUGAUGUGGGUCAGAAGAGAGAGGAAUACAUCUGGAGAGUAGAGAAGGGAGUCAAGUGUUUUGACUUCAGCUUCUGUCUGGGUCUGCUGGUGACGGCUGGAGCGGGUUCUUCCGUCACACUCUGGAACCGAUACGUGACCUCCCGGCCGACUGCGGUUCUGCGCGGUCACCAGACCGCCGUGGUGGAUGUGCUCAUUCAUCAAGCACUGGGCAAGAUCUUCAGCUACUCCAAGGACGCUGUGCUGAAAAUAUGGGACGUUCCUUCUCAGCGGUGCUUAAAGACAGUUCGCCUUCAGUUCCCGAAUAUCCAUCUCGGCUUCACCCCGGAGCACGGCGGCGUUCCUCUGCUCCUGAGCCCGGACUCAGUUCUCCUGGUGACCUGCAGAGAGUAUCUGGCCGCGCUUGAUCUGCGCAGGAGCGAGUCCAGCAGCCGCUCCGGGCUUUACACCUGCGCUCUCUAUAAUCCUCGUCUUCAGCAGGUAAUCACAGCCUGCGCCGGCUCCACCCUGACGGUGUGGGAUGUGAAGACCGGUGUUAAGAGGAUGGAGAUAAAGGACGCUCACGGUACAGAGGAGGUCUCCUGCAUGGCACUAGAUGUACAUCAGCGCAGACUGAUCUCCGCAGCCACCAACGGCACUAUCAAGGUGUGGAACUUACUGAACGGCCUCAUCCUUCAUAAACUAGAACCCGUCUCCAAUGCAGAGGUCACCGGGGUCAUCUGUCACCAUGACAACCAGCUUCUAGCCACAGGCUGGAGUCGACUGAUCGCUCAGUAUAGCGUUGCGUUUUCAGAAGACGUCUAUGUAAACGCAGACCUGUCCUGGAAGUCCGGUCGUCAGCACGCCGAGGAUAUCCUGGCCAUGGAUCACUGUCCAGGUCUGGGACUUCUGGCUACUGGGAGUUAUGAUGGAGAGAUCAUCGUAUGGAGCCUGGCUCUGCAGAAACCCAUCACACGACUGCAGACGAACCAGCAGGAGAAAGCUCGUCUGCCCGUCCACAAGCUGCUGUUCCUGCAGAGACGAGCCCAGCGGAGUCCUCCGAGGAGCGGCGCGGUGCUGCUCAGCUCACAGAAAGGAUGGGUCUGCUGGUGGAGCGUCUGCGGACCCAGACACAACUACGGACGGUUCUACGCGCCGGACGGAUCUGGGGAGAGCGUGACGGGUUUAAGCACAGACCAGGAAAACGGUCUUCUGGUCACCGGAGACACAGCCGGAUGCAUUAAGGUCUGGGACAUCUCACGGUACGCUGUAGACGCCGAGUCCGCAGGAGAUCUGCCCGCGCUCAUGCACUCGUGGAGGGGUCACGACGGGGCGAUAGCGAGCAGCGAGGUGCUGGCGUACGGGUCCCGGCUCUUCUUCCUGAGCGUCUCGGCGGACCGCAGGGCCUGUCUCUGGAGCGCUCAGGGAAGGCGUGUGGGCUGCUUCGGACAGGAGCAGCAGUGGGAUUUGAGCGACCGGACACUUAUCAAGACAACAGAGAACACGCCGGUCCAAUCAAAGAAGAGGAGAGGACAGAGGACAGCCAAUCACGUUUCAUCUGCCGGAGUGAAAGUUCAGAGGUCACUGGGACGAGCUUUAGUGCGGGUGACCUGGAGCUCUCUGAUAUCAACACUGUACCAGUCACGUUUAUUUUGAGCAUUAUGAUAUAUAAAUAUUUAAAACAGUACAUUUUUACAAGAUUCUUUGAUGAAUAGAAGGAUCUGAAGAUCAGCAUUUAUCUGAAAUGAAAGGUUUUUGUAACAUUAUAUACACUAUACCAUUCAAAAGCUGGCUUUUUUGGGAGGAGUGGGGAGAAAUGAAUACUUUUAUUUAGCAAGGAUGCUUUAAAUCGAUCAAAAGCGAUUAGAAAGGCAUUUAUAAUGUUACAAAAAAUAUCCUACUUCAGAUGAAUCCAGUUCUUCUCACCUUUCUGUUCAUCAAAGAAACCUGAAAAAAAUCUACUCAGCUGUUUUCAGCAUCAUCAUCAUAAUAAUAAU